AUGGCAAUUCUCUCUGUCUUACCUCCUUUUACAGUAGUCUUUUCUCAUGGAUGCAAUAACUUUUGACCUUUGAUGCAAGAGCAGAUCAGGAUCAGAGAUUUCAUGAGUAUAUCUUCCAUUAUAAGGAGUCUCUCUCUCACAUAGACACUAAAGUUCAGACAUGACCUUUUCCUUUAAAAACACAGCAAACGACAGAGCUUCAAAAGAAGUAACCCACAUCCUAAGUCCAACCCUCUGUCUGCAUCUCUUGUGGAUCAAUCAGUAGAAGCAAAGGCAAAGCAAGCUAAAGUGGGAUGGCUGCAUGUGAUAACUCCACAUUCAUGUAAGGCAGCGAGUGUGUCGAGUUCGAGGGCGUUUGUAAGAGAGGUACCUCCUUUUCGGAGAUGAUGACACUGAUAUAAGCACGGUAUAUCUCAGCAAAGAGACAAUUUGCUCAUAGCCAUAAAUUUAUCAGUGAAACUUUCACUUUGAGAGGGAGAGAAAGGGAGGGAGAUUGAUGGGGGGAGUGAGGCAGUACAUAAGAUCGAAGGUGCCACGGCUGAGAUGGAGUCCGGAGCUUCACCGCUGCUUUGUGCACGCUGUCCACCUUCUCGGCGGUCAUCGCAAGGCCACUCCCAAGAUGGUUCUUCAGCUCAUGGACGUGAGGGGACUGACCAUUUCCCAUGUCAAGAGCCAUCUCCAGAUGUACAGGAGCAUGAGAAACGACUCGAGCAGACAACAAGAUAGAAGUCACACCAGUGCCAGACAAGAAAGACCAUCUUUUGAAGAUGAUGAACCUGAUGGGUGCGUAAUAGUAAAAAAAUCUGAACCUGGCGAUGGAAACAUUCUUCGCGCAUCCUCGAAACCCAGCAAAGGAGACUCGUCGGAAUCAGAUUCUCGGUCUUUCAUGCACUGUGCCUGUGAUUCGGUCGGGUGUAUAGUGGAGACGGCGGCGGCGGUGGCAACCACAAGUUUGGUGGCAACUUCAUGCACUGAUCUGCAGAUGAUGAUCCAGCCCGAGUACUAUGCAGUGGCAGAAUCUGAUUUUCUCCAGAUAGUGAAACCAGAAGAAUUUCAAGAUCACGUGUCGCGAAAGAAGAUGGCACGAACGGGCACAAGGAGAAGUGAUGCCGGACAACUCAAAUACGUCGACGGCUGUGGCUGCGAGCUGUCGCUGUCGCUUCCGAUGAGUACCCAACCUUCUUCGCGGAGAGGUAACGCGUCCUCAGAGAGCGGGAUCAGCGAAGCGAUAUCGUCAACCUCGUCCCUGAAACUCUCCUCGUACUCAUCCUUUGAAGAGCCCUGUGUCAACUUGGACCUAUCCAUUGCUCUUGGAAGCGCAUAA
Rhodamnia argentea is the source of this 1324-nucleotide messenger RNA. Its product is annotated as myb family transcription factor MOF1-like. Gene Ontology annotation, molecular function: DNA binding; DNA-binding transcription factor activity. Lineage: Eukaryota; Viridiplantae; Streptophyta; Magnoliopsida; Myrtales; Myrtaceae. The transcript has 5 exons. The coding region runs from base 497 to 1324 and encodes 275 amino acids. The record is from RefSeq and is a predicted model, not a curated record.